This is a messenger RNA of Ricinus communis (castor bean), 1977 nucleotides long. RefSeq names its product protein IQ-DOMAIN 7. The record is from RefSeq and is a predicted model, not a curated record. Lineage: Eukaryota; Viridiplantae; Streptophyta; Magnoliopsida; Malpighiales; Euphorbiaceae. Bases 615 to 1253 code for a protein of 212 amino acids. The transcript has 2 exons. Gene Ontology annotation, molecular function: protein binding.
AGAUAUAUAUUUUCGUUUAUAUAUCAAGUCAAUGGAUAAUUCAUCGACUCAUAUUAUUAGUACUAAAUGAGUGCCGAUCAUUCCAAUGUAAAACAUUCAGUCCAUAUGGCUUUUAAGAAUUAAGCAGCAAGCUGUUCCCCAGGUGUAAUUUCUCUAUCAUAUCAAUUGAUUGGCUAUGACCAACUACUUCUAUGAAUCUUUCAUAAUUAUAUUUAGUUUGCACUUUCCAUAUCUGUGUUUAAAUAUAUGUAUUUAUAGAUAGGCUUUUGGACUUUUGUAGGACUAAGUAAUUGAUAGGAAAGAGAUUAGUAGUUAAUAUAUUAGCUCUUCUAAGUAUCUACCAAAUCAUUGAAGAAAGGUCUAACUCAUUUGAUGAUGAAUAUAUCAAUUAUAUAGAAUUAAAAAAGACCUAAUUAAAAUUUGGAAUUUGACAAUCCCACAAUUCUAUGCUAUGUAUAAGGUAAAAAAAUCUAAUACAAGUAUGCCUCAAACUGUUCACUUAAUCAAAAUUUAUUAUUAUAUUGUUAUUAUAAUUAUUAUUAUUAUCAUUAUUAUUUGUUGGUUUACUUCCUCUAUGGUUUGGGCUCUAUUGAAGUUGUUAAGUUAUAGCUAGAAUGCUUCAAACACACAAAAACUGGGGACACACAGAAUUCAUCCAGCCACGUUUUCAGCUUCUGACAACCGUUUUGCAAAGUAAACAACCCCCAACAUGGUGGCCACCAUCUCCCAUCUUUACGCGUCUCCUUGCAGAGCUUUAUGGGUGGAGAAAGACAUUAAAUCUGCCGCAAUCGCCGUUGCCAGGAAAAGGAGACAAUAACUCAGAGAUGGCAAGAAUGAGAACAUCUCGGAAAUGGUUCGACAUUGUUCGAAGGAAGUUCUUCAGGUCGUCUCGUAAAACCACCACCGUGAUUCUUCAUUCUAAUGCUUGCUCAAGUCCUGACGAGGCUCAAACAAGUGGAGUCACGGAUGAAACAGCUGGUUAUGAGGAACUUAUGAGUGAAAUCUCACUGUCUUCUACGAAAGAAAUCACCCAAGAAGAUAUAGCUGCUUUAAGAAUCCAAGCAACUUUCAGGGGUCAUCUUGCAAGAAGGGCAUUUCAAGCACUCAGAAGUCUGGUUAAAGUGCAAGCACUAGUUCGAGGGGCGUACGUAAGGAAGCAAACUCGCAUAGCCCUGCAUUGCAUGCAUGCACUUGUUCGGUUGCAGGUCCGAAUUCGAGCAAGGCAACUCCUCGGAAGGUGCAGUGAUGAGUAAUACACUGAAUCUCAACAACUGAUAGUGCUUCACAACUCAAUAAAACUUCUUGACCUCCCAUACCCGGUAACUUAUUUAUCAUCUGCACUGACCACUUGUAAUUGGAAAACUAACUUCUGUUACAUAUUGAUAUCUUCAAUUGAUAUCAAAGUUUCUUAGGAGCAACAAUGUAGACGAAUUAGUUCAAUAACUGUAAGUUGACUGCUUGCGUCCUCUAUUUAACACCCCCAUCCACCCCCUAUUACUAUCCCAAUGAAGAGCCUUCAACAUUAUGUUCUAGCUAUAACCCACCAACAGAAUGUUGGAUUCACUACUGGUUUCAGCUGUUUUAUAACACUUACAUAUAUCAUUAUAGACUACCAAUACCAGUAUGCGCAGUGAGAAGAGAAUGGAGAAAAGAGGAAAGUCACGCAAGGGUCAAGAAAUAAAAGGACAAAGACCUAUGAGCUUAUAUUGAAGAAAAAAGGGAAAAACAUGAAGCUAAUACUGUGUUAGAAAAAAGAAGAAGCAUUUGUACAAUUUAAAUAUAUGUAAGAUGAAAAUUGCCUGCACAUGGAUGCAUUAUUAACAGCUGGUCUCUUCUCCCAACUUAGUGGUGACCCCUUAUCAGUGCUGAAAAAAAGCCACCGGCAGAUUUAUCCUUGCGUCUAUCCUCCCUCUCAUUUGGAACCUGUGGUUUAAUUAUUAGAAGUAGAACUGUUUAAUGGGAGAACAAAUUAAAUUA